AUGUCAGAAAAUCCAAUAUCUUUUACAAAAGAUGAUUUUAAUUCUAUAGUAAAAGAACUUGAGAAUUCAAUGCAACGAACAAAAUUACUUGCAUCUCAAGCUCAUCAUAUCAACACAUUACAAACAAAACAAAUAGAACAAUGUCAAACAACAAUGGAUAAAUCAAGUAAACAUCUUAAAGAUGUUGAACAUGAAAUCGAUGAAUUACAAAGAAGUUUUUGUAUUCGUUUAUGUUGUCCAUCAAAAACAAAAAAAUCUAAAUCAAGAAAUUCAUCAUUAAAUAAAAUUCAAAAAAAUAAAUCUAAUGAAAAUUUAGUUCAUAUCGAACAAGAUCCAAUCUAUUCAAAUGAGCAAUUUCAAAAUUUUGAUGAAAAUUUACAACAUUUACAAUAUUUUAAUACUUUAAUUGAUAAUGAAAUUCAAGAUCAAAUUCAAACAUUAAAUGAUCUUCACAAUAACGUCGAUACUGAUGCAUAUAAAUUAACAAAAGCUAAUUUUAAAAGCAAACGUUUAUUGUAA
Molecule: messenger RNA, 519 nt
Organism: Rotaria sp. Silwood1
Lineage: Eukaryota; Metazoa; Rotifera; Eurotatoria; Philodinida; Philodinidae
Source: the annotation of a GenBank genome assembly